Messenger RNA from Drosophila sechellia, 1624 nucleotides. Its product is annotated as probable G-protein coupled receptor Mth-like 12. Gene Ontology annotation, molecular function: G protein-coupled peptide receptor activity. Gene Ontology annotation, cellular component: plasma membrane. The transcript has 7 exons. NCBI's taxonomy places the organism in Eukaryota, Metazoa, Arthropoda, Insecta, Diptera, Drosophilidae. Bases 179 to 1525 code for a protein of 448 amino acids. Gene Ontology annotation, biological process: G protein-coupled receptor signaling pathway; cell surface receptor signaling pathway. The record is from RefSeq and is a predicted model, not a curated record.
GUAAAACUUUUCAAACGUAAUAAUAUGUGAAACGAGUGUGCCAAGAGUAUGUCCCUUAGGGAACACGGAGGUCGCAGCUCAGAGAAUUGGAGUAGAAAUGAAGCUAUAUAAACUAUAACAAUUUUUAAAGAGAGCCAAUCUAGUUUAGAUAUUCACACAGAACGUAUCCAGCUCUUAAAUGAAACUUCAACUGCUUUGUACAUUUAUUUUUUUAAGCUUGUUAAAAUUUCAAGCCGUUAAUACAGACUCCAAUAAAACUGAAGCGAAUUCAUGUGUAAGAAGUGAUAACAAUUCUAACGAUGAAGAUGAUCUGUGGCAUUGCAUUCGGAUUUGUUGCCCCCGGAAGAAUAUGAUGGCCGAUGGCGGAUGUAGUUUUAAGGAGCAUCUUUUCCGGUCAAAACUUGAUUUAAGCAUAAGACUCGAUGACAAUUCGACAGAGGCCCUGUGUUUCAACAAUCAAACACUGCUAAUAAGAUCGUUUUGGAAAAUUUAUGAAAUGAUCGGCCUGAGAAGAGAUGAGUACACGUUGUACAAGAACGGAACCAUAUUCCUUCACUCCGACCAGAGUUCAAGGACCAAAGAAGAAUAUUGCUUUUAUCCCCAUCAAAAUUACUCGGACUUCCCAGAAACGACAUGGAUUAUUUUACACGAGUUUUUAUGGACAUAUAUACCAGGAGGUUUCGAGCUUGCAUCUGGUUCCUUAAUAUGCUAUGUCUUCACAAUCGGCAUUUAUCUUUUUGUAAAAGAACUACGAAAUGACUUUGGAAAGUGCCAAAUGAGUUGCGUAUUCUGCCUAUUUAUUGCCUAUCUAAUCGUGCUUAUGGAUGAACUUAGAUUGUUGGAUGACUUUUGCUCACUGGCAGGUUAUAUCAUGCUCUUCUUUGAUUUUGCCAAUUCUGUUUGGUUCUCCAUAAUCAGCUAUUGCCUAUGGAAGAAAGUCACAUCUGUCGAUAGCCAAGAAAAUCGCUAUGAGUUCGUCUCUUACAGUAUUUUUGCCUACGGCAUAUCUGCUAUACUACUCGGAAUCAUCUUUUCGAUGAAUCAACUUUGGGAAGAGGAUCUCAGGAAAUGGAACUGGUUGCCCUUAGUUGGUUUUAGUAAAUGCACGGUGGAUGUUUUUAAGUGGUCUUCCUGGUUUUAUUAUGCGGGGCCAAGUGUGAUCUUGUUUGCCAUUAAUAUAAUUAUGUUCGUUCUGACUAUCAAACACGUUAUAAAAACAAAAAGAAACAUCCGCAACUUAACAGAACGACCAGAUAAGAACGCGACUUGUGUUACUUUAAAUGUUCAGUGGAACCUAUUGUUUCUGCGGAUUUCCGCUAUUAUGGGCGUAUCUUGGAUACUGACGUUUAUUUCGAUGAUAGAAGUGAAUACUACUUCUUGGGACAUUUUCUGUAUAAUAAUCCAUCAAAUCCAUUGGGGUUUUGGUAUCAUUUUAUGUGUCCUGCUUAUUUGUAAGCGAAGCACCCAUCAACUACUCAUUGCUAAAAUUCGUGGUAAGAACUUACACCAACAGACCGUUGUGUGAUGUUCGAUCAAAAAGGAAGUGCUGCAAAUUCCACAACAUACAUAUAUUUAAAUAUAAAAGAAAGUAAAUGAAUUUCAAAACUGUGGUAGGAUGAACACU